This is a messenger RNA of Penicillium waksmanii, 1536 nucleotides long. Its product is annotated as Amidase. The coding region runs from base 1 to 1536 and encodes 511 amino acids. The record is from RefSeq and is a predicted model, not a curated record. Lineage: Eukaryota; Fungi; Ascomycota; Eurotiomycetes; Eurotiales; Aspergillaceae. The transcript has 6 exons.
AUGGCCACCACAACAACACCGACCUACCUGGACCUCGCAGCCCAAAAGCGCGCGGAGCAACUCGCCUUAAUUCCAGCCGAAUGGCGUCUUUCUUCAGUCCCAUCCGUGGAAUCGACGCCCGAUGCACUCGUUUACCUCCGAAGCAUCCUCUCCGCAAGAGAACUACUCCUCACAGAGGAAACAGAUAUAACAGUGCUUCUGCGCAACCUGUCAUCCGGCGAGCUCUCCUCGCUGGAAUUAACGACUGCAUUCGCAAAGCGCGCAGCCCUAGCCCACCAAUUAACCACCUGCUGCACGGAGAUCUUCUUUGAAGAAGCGCUCGCCACGGCGAAGCGGAUGGAUGCUCAUUUAGCUAAGACUGGAUCGACGGUUGGUCCUUUGCAUGGACUGCCUGUUUCGAUUAAGGAUUUAUUUUCUGUUAAGGGUGUCGAUACUUCUAUCGGCUGGGUCGGACUAACAAACAACCCCUCCGCAACCGACAAAUCCGUCGCCCAAACCCUCCGCCGCCUCGGCGCAGUCCUAUACGUAAAAACAAACCUCCCUCAAUCAAUGAUGAUGUCCGACUCAUACAACCACGUCUUCGGCCAAUGCGUGAACCCACUGAACCGCACUCUGAUUUCCGGCGGGAGCUCUGGCGGCGAGGCCUCGCUUGUUGCGGCUCGGGGUAGUCCGCUCGGCAUUGGUACGGAUUUGGGAGGCUCGAUUCGAAUCCCGGCUACGAGUAUUGAGAGGUAUAUGGAGGUUCUGCCGUGUGCUUCGCCUUGGGAAUUAGAUCAACAUACUGCGCCCGUUCCGUGGCGGAGGAGUCUGGCUUCGUUGAAGGCGAAGAGACUGCGCAUUGGCUUUGUGGUAGAUGAUGGUGUUGUCAAAGUUCAACCUCCGAUCGCGAGGGCGGUUCGGGAUGUUAUUGAUGCGUUGAGGGCGGCUGGGCAUGAAGUCUUUGAAUGGGAUGCGUCCUCUCAUGCAUACGCCUACUCCUUAUGGGAGAAGGCUAUCUUCUCUGAUGGAGGCGAGGGAUGUCGCAGGAAGAUCGAGAUGACGGGUGAGCCUCUGGUUGAGGGGAUGUUGGUUGGAACUCCAGAUCAUAUCUUGUCUACCUCGGAGACGCAUCAGUUGAAUGCGGAUAAGUAUCUCUAUGAGAGUAGCUACCUCGAUCGCUGGACUACAUCCGGCAUCGACGCACUUAUUAUGCCGACAACUCCUGGGGUGGGAUACAAGCCCUGGACAUGGGUGAAAUCCAGCGCAUAUGUGGGCUACACCAGUAUCUGGAAUUUACUCGGAUACGCGGCCUUGUCUGUGCCCAUCACAAAUGUUUCUCGCGAACAGGAUAUGCCGGAUCAAGAAUGGUUGGACCAUGUGCCUAGAAAUUCUGGCGACAGGUUUAAUAAGGAGCAGUAUGAUAUCAACCUAGUCGAAGGCAUGCCGGUCGGCGUACAAGUCGUAGGCGGCCGUUUCGGCGAGGAGAAAUGCGUCGCUGUCGCCAAGGCCAUUGAACAAGCCAUGCGAUGGAAAGAUACUGCCCGACCCAGUCUCUGA